AAAGCCGAGUGCUCAGCAAAGGGAAAGCAUUUUAUGUUUACUGGUGCAAGUUGGUUUCCCAAUGUUUCAUUAAGCCUAACGUUGAGGCAUUUUACAGAGAUUAUACACUCACUCAGUCAGUCAGUCACUCAGUCCAACUCUGGAGCACCUAAAUCUGUAAACUGGGACUUUCCACAUUUCACUCAGCGGUUUGAUUCUACAGAAACAACCAAAACUUCGGACAGUUGUUGAUUUUCUUCGUUCGUUCCAAACAUACUUAAAAUUGUCACAUUUUUGAUUUUUUUUUUUUUUUUUGUGGUACACUGCCAACAUAUUUGGUCCUUUAGGAAAAUACUUUGUCCUUUCGUAUUUUGUCACUUCACCAACACUCAGUCUUUCAAGAAGACAGCGGACCUCACUGCAUUCAACACUUGGUGUCAGAAUGGAUGAAAUCAGUCGGUUGUUCGGCACCAUGGAGCGUGUCCGCUCUGACAGCCUUUCCAGCGAUGCCACACAGUAUACAGGCAGUAAACUGGUUCUGCGCCAUCGGCUCAACCAGCUGAUGACGUGCGUUGACGACUUGGGCCCCAAAAACGAGCUGCAUGAGGAUAUGGUCAAGACUCUGGAUAAAGCCUUCCUCCUCUGUUGCAAGAGAGCCAACAAGCCGAAAAAAGACAGUUUCAGGCUACACAUGGUGACGUGGAACGUGGCCACAGCUGAUCCUCCAGAUGACAUGACCUUGCUUCUCCAUCUGAACUCCCCAAAGAGCCCAGACCUCUACGUCAUUGGUUUGCAGGAGGUGUACUCAGGGCCAUUGAGGUUUGUGUCGGACACUAUAUUCGAUGACUCCUGGAGUCACCUGUUAAUGGCCACCUUAGCACCACGGAAAUACGUUAAGGUGUCAUCCAUCAGAAUGCAGGGUCUGCUGCUGCUCUUCUUCUCCAAACUGGAGCACGUCCCCUUCAUCAGAGACAUUCAGGCCACAUACACACGCACAGGCAUUUUUGGUUACUGGGGUAACAAAGGUGGCGUGUCUGUCCGCCUGUCUUUCUAUGGUCACAUGCUCUGUUUCCUCAACUGUCACUUGGCUGCACACAUGAAGUACGCCACAGAGAGAGUGGAUGAGUUUGAGUACAUCAUGGACACACAGACCUUUGACUGUAUAAAGGCUUCAAGAAUUGUUGAUCACAGGUUGGUGUUCUGGUUUGGAGAUCUCAACUUCCGAAUUCAGGACCAUGGCAUGCACUUUGUCCGCUCCUGUAUCAACAAUCAGACCUACAACCUGCUGUGGAGCAAAGACCAGUUGACCAUGAUGAAGAAGAACGAACAGAUGCUCCAGGAGUUUGAGGAAGGGCCUCUGGACUUUCAACCCACGUACAAGUUUGACUUAAACUCCGAUACUUAUGACAGCAGGCUCUACAGGACAUGGUUUGGCUUUAAACAUGCUACCGCCUAUGAUGGAGGUUGCUGGCAGACAACAGCUACUGUGUGCGGUAAGAAGCGUAAACCUGCCUGGACCGACAGGAUUCUGUGGCGGCUCCGACCCAAGGCCCCACCCUCUGACGAGCAAGAUGAAAACAGGGUUGGACCGGAUGCAAAGAAGGUCGGGCAUGUGGAAGAGGAUGAGGAGUACCCGCUGAAGAUCAGGCAGGACUUGUACACCAGCAACAUGGAGUACAGCAUCAGUGACCACAAGCCUGUCAUCAGUGUCUUCACACUGGAGCUGAGGAAGAUGUACGAGACUCCUCUGGUACGUCUGCAGGCAGAGGGCGACUGGAGCGCAGACAUUGAUGCAAUGGUUCUCUACAGCCCUCUGCAGCCGUUCCCCUCCAGUACAUGGGACUGGAUCGGACUCUAUAAGGUUGGAUUCACCAGUGUGUCGGACUACAUCACCUACACGUGGGUCAAAGACGACGAAGUGGCCUUCAAUGAAGAAGUCAUACAGGUAUAUGUUAGUAAAGAGGAAAUCCCUGUGCGGGGAGCGGAGUGUGUGCUGUGCUACUACAGUAGUACUCUGCAGUGCAUCAUUGGAAUCAGUGAGGCAUUCAAGGUCCAUGAGUCCAAGGUAGCCAGUGAGGAAGGCUUGAUGUCUGAGAAGAUCAACGGACUUGACAAAACCAUAGCGAGCGAAAACUUUUUGAACUGAUCUAUCAGUGUGGUAUGAUGUAGAAAUGGAUCUUGCUUGGGCCUGGAUUGUUUCCUAACUUGUCACAAAAGGUGCAGAUUAGGACGUGUUUCCUGUUAAUGCUGUUACACAUGCACACUGACCUCUCUAACACUGCCGGUGUGGUUAUUAGUUACUUACAUUUCUGUGGUCAGUACCUUUUUUUUUUUUUAUUAUUUCUCCGACUGGUCUCUAGGGUCACAUUUUCUCUACAUAUGUUGACCAGAAUGGAGGGUCUGACUGAAAUCAAGCAAAGCAGAAGCUAUGAGCAAUCCUUCAUCAACUGACUUAAAACCUGUUUCCCCCAGAAUGGAAACUCAAAUUUAAAUUGGUCUGAGCGUAGAACAAAGAAGUGCCAGCUUUGUGUCCUGGCUUAAAGCUUAAUAAAAUGACAAAGUUACUAUACUAUGUACAAGAUUGCUUUAUAAGAUAUGACAAAGUGCUUUGAUUGGUUGUUAUGUGUUUGUUUAAUGAGGAAUUUGGUUGCCAGGUUAGACAUAUUGAUAAAACAGAAGGUGAAGUAUGUUGUAGGAUCUGUACAGGCCUGCUGCUUUGUGUGAUCAGUCCAGUGUGUCAGUUGAUGUAAGGAAGCGCUCUUUCAAGGCUGCGUUAGAAAAUCCAAAUAUUUGUCUCCAUGUUUUAAUGCUGGACUUCAUGCUGUCACAGCUGCUUCGGUGUGGCAGAAUGAAAAGCUGGAACACUGAAUAUUUGAGUCUGACUAGUUUGGCUAGGGUGAAAACACCCUAGCCAAACUUCACCGGACUGCUACAGUUAUGUCAAGAAAAAGGGAAUUGCAAAACUAACAAAGCUCAUUUGCCAUUUUUUGUUUUCACAUUAAUUUGUUGUCAGCAAAAUAAUAAUAAAAGAUAACUUUGUGUGUGUGUGUGUGUGUGUGUGUGUGUGUGUGUGUGUGUGUGUGUGUGUGUGUGUGUGUGUGUGUGUGUGUGUGUGUGUGUCAGUCAGUCAGACUACUUGUGGCUCAUUCUCAGCUUGCAGUCUCAUUAGCCCACCUGCACUUUGCAGUUGUUGAAGAAAUAUUCAUUCCCUUUAAAAAAUAUCAAAGCAAAAUUGAGAAAGAUAUGUUGCACUGUUUAUUGUUAAUGUAUAAGUAUUUAUAGGUUGUUAUAAGUGUGUAAAGAAAGAAUAUAAUUAGUUUUUUUUCUUCAAAAAACAAUAUGGUUUCAGCAAGUGCCUUUGAAAUGAUUGUGGCUUUGUAUUUAGUGUACUGUACUAUGCUGCUUAAUUUUGAUACAAAGUGUCAUUAAUAUUCAUCAGAUUAUUUAUCAUAACAUGGCAUGGUUUUCAUGGCCUCUUGCUGUUCCUCAUGAUUAUAAAUAUUGCUGUUCUAAACUUUCACCCACACAAAGAUUGAAUGUUGUUACUGGCUUGCUGGAAUCAAUUAUAUUAGCCAAUUUAUGGUUAUUGGUUUGGUUUUUUACUAAAAAAAUGACCUAUUUUCUGAAAUAGUAAUGCAUUUUAAUGUACUGUAAGACAAUACCAACAAAUGUAUAGCUUUUCAAAUGAAAAUAAAUAACUU
Molecule: messenger RNA, 3680 nt
Organism: Sander lucioperca (pikeperch)
Lineage: Eukaryota; Metazoa; Chordata; Actinopteri; Perciformes; Percidae
Gene: inpp5ka
Product: inositol polyphosphate-5-phosphatase Ka
Exons: 14
Coding region: 422-2125 (567 amino acids)
Biological process (GO): phosphatidylinositol dephosphorylation; negative regulation of peptidyl-serine phosphorylation; negative regulation of phosphatidylinositol 3-kinase/protein kinase B signal transduction
Cellular component (GO): plasma membrane; cytoplasm; ruffle
Molecular function (GO): phosphatidylinositol-3,4,5-trisphosphate 5-phosphatase activity; phosphatidylinositol-4,5-bisphosphate 5-phosphatase activity; inositol bisphosphate phosphatase activity
Source: RefSeq, a predicted model, not a curated record